UGGAAGAUAAUAAACUUCAUAUAGAAUUGGGCAGGUAUAGCUCUAAAGAUAUGAAACAAGAAACUAAGCAAGAAGUUUAUUUCAUCCUCAAACAGACCUCCAUUCAAUGCUCUGCAGUUAAGCUUAAAUAAACAUUCUGUAUAUUUCAGAAAAACUCUGAAAGAUAUAAAGGAAGAAAAAAUCAGGCUGAUCUUGCCUAAUUGGGCUUCUUUGUUAGCCAUCAGAGUUCUAGUUAAAUUCGUUAGUGAAGACCUUCUCCCUAAAGAAAUAGAACCUAUAGAGUCUCUGAAAGUAAUCUGGCUCUGAGACUAUUUUAAAAUCAGUGAAUUAGUAUUUAUUAUGAUCGAAACAUUCAUAAUUCCUCAGCUUGAGCCUGGAAAUGUCAUCCAGUUCAUUAACGAAGCCUAUGCAAAGCUUAAAAGCAUUGGGAAGAACUGUAUUACUGAUGCUAGUAAUCUCUCUCAGCUGUUUGAGGAAACACCUACAAACUCGAUUAUAAUAAACAGAGAGAAAGAAGAGGAUGCUUGGUACUCUCUCCUAGAUAAAUCCUUGGACUAUAUGUCUAAAAAUAACCCAAUGUCAAUCUUAAAAUAAACAGAAUUCUCAGAUGCAGGUUCCAAAAGCAAUCUUAGAUGAAAUCUGUGAAAGAGUGCAUCGAAAUUCUAAUUCAGUCCCUGAUCAUCAGAUUCUGAAGUUUAUUUGUUCAGUAAAAGACAAAGCAAAUAUUCCAGAACUUCUUCAUCAUGAAAGGAAGACUAUUCUUGAUAAAGCAGAGAAUAAUGGCAAACCUAUACUCACAUGGGAAGUCUGAGGGCUGACUGAGAACUGCCUCAAAGAGAGCGAUCCCUUCUUAUUCAAUGAGAAGACCUGGACUCUCUCAGUUUGGUACAUUAAAGGAUCUUUGCAGAUAUGAAUCAGACAUAUUGAGCAGGAACAAACUUGUGACAUGCUCAAGUCUGAGACUUCUUUUCUACCAUCAGCGAAGGGGUACAUAUCAUUUCAGUAUAAGGUUGUUAUUAAUGAUGAUGAGGCUAAUUCUAAGUCAAAUUUGAUAUCACUUUCUCCAUAUAUGAAAGAUAAUUGUGUUUUGUUUAACCAGAAAUAUGAGUUAAAGGAACAACUUAAAUUUAAGAUACAUCUUCAUAUGUCUAUCAAAUAUACAUAUGCAGCCUGAGUGACAGCUAUUUCCUCAGAUUUUAGCACAUAUUAUCAAAAUGAAAAUUUUGCUGAACUCCUUGAUUUUCAGACAUUGCUACUUCUCUUCAAAUCAGAUGAUCUGGAUGUGGUUACUGAAGAUCAUGUAUUUGAAACCUUUGUGCAAUGGUAUGAUUUCCAGACAAAAAAGCCAAAUCUUGACCAGGAUUGUCUCAACGACCAAAUCAGACAGCUCUGUGACCAAAUCAGAUGGCAAUAUGUCAGUCUUGCAAAGGUGACUCAGAUCCUCACAAAUCGACCAAAACUCGGUGAGAACACAAAUAUCCGUAGAAUUUACAAGGAAGAGUUAAAAGCAAGACUCACAUCUAUUGAAUCUCACCUCUUUAGUAAUUCUUACUCUCGUGUAAGCAUUAACGAGAGGUCUCCCAGAAAGAGUUAUGAAUAUUUCAUUAGGGAAGAGAGUGCUGAGUCCAUAAUAAAUUCCUUAGCAGAUGUCGUCUUAAACAAUCCUCAAACUGAGGAAGAGUCAAUGCCAUUUGAAUCCCAGUCUGAAACAACAGAAGUUGAGAUAGGAAUUAUUGAAGAUUAUGACCAAGAAAAUAUGAAUUUCAACCUGAAUACUAAAACUAGAAGGACUACAGAAUCUCAUAUUCUCCUUCAGAAGCAAAGAGAGUUUGAUUCCUUCUUUAGUAUCAAUAGAACACUACCCCAAUUACAAAAUAAUGAGAAAAAGAAGAGGAAGUUAAGGAAUUCCAUCUUAGAUGGCUCUAUGCAUAACUUUAAAGCAACACAAAGUAUGAAGAGUCCCACUUCUAAGCAGCAAAAUAAAAAACCUCCUCGGGUCAGAAAGAAUGUAUCUUCUAAACUAGUUAAGCAGUUUGGGUCCAAACUUGUUGGGACUGAUUUUAAAUCCACUCAUGUAAAUAAGCCAAAGAGAAAUAGAGCAAAAACGAAGACUGAUAGGAAAAAGAGUCCACGUAUAGGUUUCCUUAAACAUGAAACUAAGAAGUUCAAACGGCCUUCUAUUGUUAAAUAAUAUACAUUCCAUCUUGA
Moneuplotes crassus is the source of this 2208-nucleotide messenger RNA. NCBI's taxonomy places the organism in Eukaryota, Ciliophora, Spirotrichea, Euplotida, Euplotidae. The record is from the annotation of a GenBank genome assembly.